Messenger RNA from Hylaeus volcanicus, 9302 nucleotides. It is a transcript of the gene apolpp, whose product is annotated as apolipophorins. Gene Ontology annotation, molecular function: lipid carrier activity. Bases 96 to 9287 code for a protein of 3063 amino acids. The transcript is spliced from 20 exons. Gene Ontology annotation, biological process: lipid transport. The record is from RefSeq and is a predicted model, not a curated record. Lineage: Eukaryota; Metazoa; Arthropoda; Insecta; Hymenoptera; Colletidae.
CUUUUGUGGUGUUCUCUCGCGGCCGAAUCGUGUCCCCCUCGGCUGAUAUUGUGUGACAGUGCUACAAGAACGAGACUUCUGUCUACUGGGACGUCAUGGGGCAUCCACCUCGGCUCUCGGGGACGGUCCUCGCCUGCCUGCUGCUUCUCACCGCGGGCGUCGAGUCUACCGGAAAAUGUACAACCGGCUGUCGCGGAAUGCAGGGAAGCAAGGCGUAUAAGGAAGGCACAACGUACGUAUACGACCUGGAAGGUACGUUAACGACGUCGGUCUCCGAUGGUCAAAACAGCGAGUCCGUCGAACUGACGGCCACCGUUGAGAUGUCCGUCAAGCCAGACUGUCUUCACCAACUGCGGCUGAAGGACGUCAAGCUCAACAAAGCGCCUCCGUCCACGCCAGACGUCGAGCAGUACGCGGUCCAGUUCAACUACCAUGACGGGCACAUCGACACGGAGCUGUGCACCGAACCUGGGGACUCGCAAGCCUCGCUCAACAUCAAGAGAGCGGUCGUCUCCAUGUUCCAAUCGGCUGUCAUGAAAGAGAGCGGCUCGGCGACUCACCACGAAACCGAUGUGAUGGGCGCCUGUCCGACCAAAUUCUAUUUCCGCAAAGACGCCGACACGCUGAUCGUCCACAAGACGAAAAACCUGGACGACUGCGCGUACCGCGAGAACGUGAAUCAGGGCCUGAUAUCCGCGAGCGCCGACAUGGCGGCGGGCGUGAAAUCCUCGCCGCUGAUGUCGUCUACGCAAGAACUCGAGCAGCACUUUGAACGCGGCGUCCUGAAGAAAACGUGGUCCGCAGAUAUCUACAAAUUGAAACCGUUCAAAAAUGGCGACUCUGGAGCGAGGACGGACGUACGAACGAGACUUACUCUGAAGAGCGAGAAACCGGACAGUCCCGCGGCAGCUGUGUCCGUGCCCAAGUCGCUGGUCUUCGAGGCGCCUCAUCCAGUCCUCAAGUCAUCCGCGGACGCCCUCGGUAACGCGUUGAAGGCGGCCAAGGCUGAAGUGGUCGGUGGGAUGAAACAAGAAGCGGCUGGAAAAUUCUCCGAGUUGACUAAGAUCGUCAGACAGAGUUCCAAGGACGACAUCCUCUCCGUCUACAAGAAAGUUCGCGCAGGAGGCAGUAAAGAGGAGCAGAAGCUCCUGCUGGACGCUCUGUGCCGCGCGGGAACUGGCGAGGCAGCGGAGGUAGUCGUGGAACUGAUCAAGAACAAAGAAGUGAGCGGUAUCCAGGAGCUGAUGUUCUACGGAGGCCUCGCUCUGAUAGGCCACGUGCAUCUCCCGUCCAUGGUCGCGAUCACGUCCCUGUUGAACCAGCCUAAUCUGCCGAGAAUCGGUUACCUUGGAGUCGGACACGUGAUCGGUAAGCACUGCCAGGAUCAUCCAUGCGAAAACGUGCCUCAAGUGAAGGAGGCGUUGCACAAGAUCCGCGAGAAGGUGGGCAACGGCAAGGCCAAGACCAGGGAGCAGGAGAAUCUGGUGGUCUCAGCUCUGAAGGCGUUGGGCAACACGCGUUUCCUCGACGACCCAACCCUGCAGAAAAUAGCGAACAUCGCCGCCGAUAAGAACGUCCGCAACCGCGUACGAGUAGCUGCCAUCGAAGCCUUGCCCACCAGGUGCUCCAUGAAGUGGAAGAACAUCUUGUCCAAGGUCCUCGGCGACCUGGAAGAAGACAGCGAAAUCAGAAUCAAGAGCUAUCUCUCGAUGGUCGCCUGCCCCUGCGAGCACGUCGCCGCUACCCUUAAAGAGGUACUGAGCAAGGAGACCGUGAACCAGGUCGGAUCCUUCAUCCAGAGUCACCUGAGGAAUCUGCGAGCGUCCACCGACCCGAACAAGCAGAGCGCCAAGGUCCAGCUCGGGCUGAUCAAGCCUCGCACCAUGUUCCCCGAGGACUUCCGCAAGUUCUCCUUCAACACCGAGGUGUCUUACAACGCGGAAGCGUUAGGGCUCGGCUCCACCCUUGAGAGCAACGUCAUCUACAGCCAGAACAGUUUCGUGCCACGCUCCGCCAACCUGAACCUGACCACGGAGAUCUUCGGUCGCAGCUUCAACUUCUUGAACCUGAACGCCCGCGUGGAGAACCUGGACAGAGUGAUCGAGCAUUACCUAGGACCCAAAGGCAAGCUCCGCGAAAAGGACGUGGACGAUAUGAAGGAAUCCGCAUCGACGGCUGCGGCCGACAUCGAGAAGCAAAUCAAGGAUCGGUACAGCAGACUGGGACGCGGCAAACGGGACGUGAAGCAGGGAGAGUUGGACAGAUUCGCGAAGAACGUGCACCUGAGGGGCAACGAGGUCGACCAGAAUCUCGACCUGGACCUGUCCCUGGAGCUGUUCGGCGUCGAGCUCGGUUACCUGCAGUACCAAGGCGACAGCUCCAAGCUGAAGACGAAGAUGAUCGUCGACAAGUUCUUCGAUUACCUCGACAAAGGCGUCGACAUGGCCAAGUACAUGAACUACGACCUGGAGAACUACGUUCAGUUCCUCGAGGCUGAACUGGUGUACCCUACCGGUAUGGGCUUCGCGUUGGCUCUCGGUUUGACGGGGACCAGCGCGGCUCGCAUGAAGAUUAACGGAAAGAUCGACAUCCCCGCCUUCCUGUCGGACGCAGGGAACGGAGCAGCCAAGGUGGCCCUCGAGCCCAGCGCGUCUAUCAGCGUCGUCGGGUCCAUGGUCGUCCAAGGCUUGGGAGCCGAGUCCGGCAUGAAAAUCGUCAACACUCUUCACACGGCUACCAGCACGGACGUGAUCCUCACCAUGCUGGACGGCAAAGGCGUCGACAUCAAGGUUGGCGUCCCUAAAAAGAAGCAGGAGCUGAUCAGUAUGAAGAGCGAGGUUCUGGUCAGCGGGCCAAAGCCGAACACGUACGUAGCGGCAAAGUUCGACAAGGGCAAAGAGUACAAGGACUGCUUCGAUCAGCUGUCCCCCCUCAUCGGGAUAACCGUCUGCGGCAAGAUCUCCUAUCCCUACGAAGACAUCGCCACCAUUCACAAGAGGCCCAUGUUCCCUUUGAGCGGGCCAGCCGAAUUCGCAGUCACCGUUGAGAACAACGACGUCAGCAACUACCACUUCAAGGUCUACCUAGACGCCGACAACCCCAAGAAACGCACGUUCGAGAUCCUGCUGGACACGCCCAAGAGCAAGACCAACAGGCACGUGUCCCUGGUCGCGGAGGUCGGCCUCGAGUCUCCCAAGUACGCCAAGAUCUCGUUCGACUCGCCCGUGAAGAAGGCCUCCGUCGAGGCUGUCCUCGCUAACAAUCCUCAGGAACGGAGCCUCACCCUCACCGCCAAUCACGAUCAGAAUCAGUACUACGGGAAAAUUGGCGUGAUAGCCAGCGGCAGCAAGUACAAGCCCGUGUUCGAGUACAAGAUGCCCGACCAUAUCGAGAAGCUAGCCAGCUCGAAGGUGGGACUCGCGCCGGGUCAACAGUACAACGUGCAGGGCACGGUGGACGUGACCGAUUACGAGGGUGGUCAGAAGUUCGUGUUCGACAAGGUUACCCUGAUGGCCAACGGUCAGAAGCUCCUGGUGAUCGACGGUUCGACCACGUGGACGCCCACCGUCCUCAACGUUGACACGGACCUCGGCUACGGCGACAAGAAUCUAGCUCUGAAAGUGAACGGAGAGAGGGACAAGAAUGGCUGUAUGCUCGUCAUUUCCGCGUUGCCGUCCACAGACCCGAACAUCGCGUUCAAAUUCAAGUGGGAGGUGAAGAGGGAGCCUGGCCAGAUGAAGAACACGGUCACGUUCGUCCACGGUCCCGAUCCGAACUCCAAGCGCAACCGUCUAGCCUUGACGCAGAGCGCUCGCUACAAUUUCGACCCGAAGAACUUCGAUCUAGACCUGGCCAACGACUUGAGCUAUCCCGUCGUGAAAUUGAACGCGAAACUCGACCUGAACCUCGCCGUCAACUCCAAGUCGAAGAACACGUUCGGCACCAACAUCCUGGUGGAGUACGAUAAAUUCAAGCUGGGCACGGAGCUGUCCGCCAAGGUGAACGCGAACAAGAAGGGCGACUACGACGUGAACGGCAAGGCCGCCUUGAUGGAGAACGAGAUCAGAGUGCACGCCUCACGCGUCGUCCUCGACGACCACAAGAGCAAGUUCGCCAACGCGUUAGUGUUGACCCCGGGUGGCAAGUACACCGCUGACGCGACGGUGACCUACGACGUGACCAAGAACAACGUCAACGUCCAACUGGACGGCGACGCGAACCUGAACGGGAAGAAGGUCAAGGUGGACUCCGGAUUGGAGUGCAACCAACAGGCGAUCAACUCUCGCGCGUUCGUCAAGGUCGACGGUGUCAAGUACGUCGAGUUUCUGCUCAACACUCGACGCUCCCCGCAUCCAACGGGCAACCUGAACCUCAACCUGAAGAGCUACCUGACGGCCACGGGCCAGUACACCUACCAAAACGGCAAAGGAAACAUGAACUUGAACGUCGACGUUCCGAAGAUCAACCGCAAGAUCAAGGGCAACGGAGACCUGACGGUGUCCGGCACUCAACACGUGGGCAACUUCGAGCUGCUCUACGACGCGGAGAAGGACCCCAGCAAACGCGUCAAGCUGUCCACCGUCUCCGACAUCAAGAAGAACUCCAUCGACACCAAGAACGUCUUGGAGGUUCUCGACAAUAAACUGGAGCUCAACGGCAAGGGCAGUCUGAAGGGUACCUUGACCAACGGUGAGCUGCAGGUGGAAGGCGAUAUGACGUUGCCCAACGGACGGCAUUUUGUAUUGAAAGGGAAUCGCAACUCCGUGAAGAAGGAGAACAAGUACGACGUUCAAGUAGACGCGGAAUUGGCCGACUACGCGAAGAAAGGCGGAGAAGCGAGGAAACUGACGUACAACAUCGUCGCCAAGGACGUCGACCUCCAAGCGUACACCUUCCAGACCGACGCUAAGCUCAAGUACGUCGGCGUCGACGGAAAGGACGUGCAGGUAGCGUGGAAGGGAAAGAAACUGAAGGACGACGAAAAGAAGGUGAACAACGUGAACGUCGAGGUGAGCGGAGCAAAGGUCCCGAAGAAGUUCCAGUUUCAACUUGGAUCCAGCUGCGACGAGGACGAGACGACGUACGACGUCAAGUCGUCCUUGGGCGACAAUCUGUCCUUGAAGAGCAAGGGAAAGUUGAAACAAGGAAACGACGAGAAGCCAUGCAAGGUGGAGGGUAUUUUGGACGUGAAAUUGCCGAGCGACAAAUUGGAGAACUUGAAGCUGGAGGUGUCUGGCAGCAUGCUAGGACCUAACGCCAACAGGAAUGAAAUGGAGGGCGAGAGCUCUGUGACGCUGACGUACAACGGCGACAAGACGGUGAAGAUGGAGUCGGAGUUGGAGCUGAAGGAAAUUGACGGGCUAGGCGAGAAGAGCGAAGGAAAAUGGAAAUGCAAUGUAAACGUUCUGCAGUUUCCACAGUUGAAGGUGGGAGGUAGCUACAAGUACUCUCUCGCGGAGGAGAAGAGGACUGGUUCCGCCGAUCUGAACGUCAACUACGGCGACAAGGAGCUCAAGCUCAAGACGAGCGCUGACGAUGUCCCGGAGAUGGUCACUGUCAACCUGGAAGCCAAGUGUAACUUGAACUUCGACAAACUACGCAACGCCGAAUUGGUCCUUCUCCACAAGAUCUUGAAGAACGAAAACGCACGGGAAGCUGUUGCAACGCUCACGGCCAACGAUGGGAAAUACAACCUGAAGAGCGAACUCGUGCAAAAAGACGAGAACCAUCUGUUCCAAACGGCAGCCAAGACACCAUCGGGAGAAACAGGAUUGAUGUCCAAAGUGCAGAAGCUGGGACCUACGGAAUACAAAGGCGAAUGGAAAGUGAUCACACCUCAAGGAUUCGCCGUUGCCGACGCGCACGUCGACCUGAACAGCGUCGACGACUUCAUGAUCAACGCGAACUUCGACAGCGACAAGAUCGCCCGUCGUAAACUCCACGCUGAGAUCGCCAACAAGCCGACAGCCAAGACAGGAAAAAGGAUCGUCAUCACGAUCACCAGCGACGGCCAGAACAUCGUAACAGGAAGACUGCAAUAUAUAUCCAGCACGAGCUACAAAAAGCGCGACGAGGAGGGAAAAGUAGUGGUAGAAGGGAACGGAAGCUUGAAGGUUGGCGACAACACCAGGAGCUCUUCGUUCAAGUACACCCGUCAACAGUUGACCAACAAAAAGGACGGAGAGGUCGGCACGGCCAUAGUCCUGAACGCUAACUUCGGGCCCUCCGCCAUCGUGGGCGAGCUGAAGCUCUCGAAUAAGGAGAUCCACGUGUUCGAGAGCUACUGCGAGCAGAACAAGGACUGUGCUCACUUCAAGCUCCAAUCGAUCCUCGACACCGCGAACCCGUCCGCGCUCAAGCACCAAAUCACCGUGCAGGUUGACCUGAAGAAGUUCAACGUGCCCGCUGAAUUCGGACUGAAAACUAUCACCGAGGCGAAGGCACCCGCGUUCGACCACACCACGAACCUCUACCUCCACACGACGAAGGACAAGUCCGAAUACACUUACGUGGCAUACAUCCAUCCGAAAGAAUCAGCUUCCAUUCUGACUUUGCCUUCGCGCGAAUUGGCAGUCAUUCUGACGUACGAUCUACCGAAAACCAAGCACACAGGAGCAUGCAGACUGGACCUAUCCGUUUUCCUGGAUAGAAAGAACAAACCAUCCGAUAAGACCAGUUUGUCUGCUAGCGGAGAUAUGACGGUCGACAAGAACAGUUUCUCCUUGAACGGGGAGACCAAGUUCACCUAUCCGACGCAACCCAAGGAUAUGUCGGUGAAAGGAUGGCUUCACUACGGCGGCGAGAGUUUGCUAGACGCUAAUCUGGACAUAGACGUCUUCGCCAAGAAAUUGCAGAAGAUCUCGAUCUCCGCCAACGUUAAACGAUCGCAACUCCCGGAUGGCACCAACAUCACUAGCGCGAUCGAGGUGAACAGCCGUGGCCAGCACCUUAAAGUCGACCUGAAAUCCCACGUGACCAUCGCCAGCAAAGAAGUAGGAUUCGGUAGCUUCUUGACGUACAACGACGUGCACCAGAAACCGAAAAGCCUGGGCGUACUUUUCUCCGCGAGUCCCUCUCAGGUCAAUCUGCUGGCCACGUUGCCUGACAAAGAGUUGAUCAAGGACCAGUGGAAGAUGACGUUCUCGAAAGACUUGCAGAAGGUGGACAGAGAGCUGUCCCUGCUAGGCGAAAGUCCCGACGUGAUCACCUUCGAAGCCAAGGACCUGAAUCGUUUCAAGUUCAACAAAUACAAGAAAGACAAACGUAACGACAAGCUGACCGUGAACGGUCGAAUGGUCAUUGGCCAGUUGGUCGAGGUCCACGCGGACGUCUCCAAAGACAACGUGAAGAAGGACUUGUUCCACGUGUUGGUCCAUCUCGACGAGAAGCAAUUCCUCAAGCCUGACUUCGGUUACAAUAAGGAGAACGUUGCCGAUGCUGUCGGGGCCAUCAGAAAUGAAAACAUGGAGCGUCUAAAGAAACUGAAGGACAUCCAGGGGUACGUGGUGGAGCAGCUGCAGGUGGAGUUCGGAGACCUCGUGGAGCAUCUGAAGAAAGCGCAACCGAACUUGAAGCCACUUAUGGAAUACUACAAAGGGGAGCUGAAUAAACUGGAGAAGGAGAUCAGUGCUGACGAGACCGUCCAGGAAAUCCAAGCUACCUUGAACAAGUACUUCGGCGUGGUGGUGGCAGCCGUAACGCAAGCGAUGAAGGAUAUCACGGAGGGCCUGACGAAACUGCAGAAGCAGCUCCUCGAGAUCCUGUCCAACCUGAAAGAGGCCAUGAAACCCGUCUAUGCGCAGCUGAAGGAGUCCUGGGACAAGAUGUUCCACCACUUCAUGGAGAUCGUCGACGCGGCAGCCAAACUGGCGACCACUUACCUCAACGCGAUCCUGAACAUGAUAAACGAGCACCAGAAGGAGUUCCAGGACGUGCUGAACGUAGCCUCGGAAGUGCUUCGGGACUUCGGGGAGGUCUUGUCGAAGACGUUGGAGCGAGUCAGUCGCAGUAUCGAGGAAUUCUACAACCUUCUGAUGAACCAGCUGAAGGCGCUGCCCAUUUACGAGAUGGCGAAGCAGAGGUUCGAGGAACUGAAGCACUUUGAGAUGCCUGAAUCCCUGCUGGUUCCCAUAAAGGAGCUCUGCAUAGCGACGAAGAACUUCAUGCCCACCAAAGAGCUUGCCGACUUCGUAGAGUCCGUCUGCAACUUUAUAGUGAUGCACGCCAAACGCGAGAAGGUCGACGAAAUAGCCGAAUUGAAGAAGAUUUACACGCAAGCUUUGGCCGCUGUUCGAUCCGUCGUCGGUAUGGUGCAAAGCCAAGUGACGUUGCACAACCUAUUGGACGUGAUCCAACUCCCGCAGGAGAUCGACUACAGCCUUCUGACCAAGCUCCCAGGCAUUUCCUCCUUCAAAUUCUCGGUCUGGAACCUAUUGCGCAACGGGGAGCUACCGAUGCCUCUGGACGUGUACCACGCUUACAGGCCAACCAACUAUCUGAGCGACAUCGUGCCACCGUUCAGCAAAUCAGCAGUGGUCGUCGACGGUGGACACUUCUUCACGUUCGACGGGCGUCAUCUGACCAUGCCCGGCACCUGCACCUACAUCCUGGCGCAGGACAUGCAGGACGGUAACUUCUCUGUGGUGGCGAACUUCAACGACGGAGUUCUAAACAGCGUCACGGUCACGGAGCCCAAGGAGAGCAUCACGCUCAAGAAUAAUGGAAACAUCCUGGUGAACAACAAGCCUGCGGACUUCCCCGCCAGCACGAAGAACCUCCACGCCUACUUGGUGCAGCCCUUCGCCAACGUCAAGUCCGAUUACGGCGCGCGCGUCACAUGCUCCAACAGUGGACCCAUGAUCUGCGCCGUCCAUGUUUCUGGGUUCUACCUAGGCAAGCUGCGUGGCAUCCUAGGCGACGGCAACAAUGAGCCCUACGACGACUUCACUUUGCCAUCGGGAAAGAUCACCGAGAGCGCGACAGAAUUCGGAAACGCGUACAAACUGAAGGGCGACUGCCCGGCAGCGACCAGCGUCGACCACAAACAGCGUGCUCCAAUCUGCACGGAGUACUUCACCGGUCAGAACUCCCCGCUGAGGUCCUGCUUCGAUUACGUUAACCCAGCCAAAUAUCGCGACGGCUGCGACCACGCGGUGGCAGCCAACGCGCAGAACGGAGCUUGUUUAAUCGCAGCGGCUUACCACUAUUCCUGUUACGCAGCAGGUCUCAAGAGCACUCACGUUCCAUCGUCUUGCAGUAAGUUCCACUUUGUCAUAAUGUCUGAGUAGGUUUGGGUAGUUUUU